AGCUCGAUAUACGGCUAAGGAACCCCACAUCUACACCGCGACAAUGGCUUCAGGAUACGGACUUGCUGGCGGCCCCUCGCGCUGCUUCCCCUUCUGGCAAGAAGUCCUCGCGUGCUACGUGACCAACACCAACGCCGAGGACGACAGCGGCAAGGCCAAAUGCGUGCCCGUGCUUGAGGACUACUACGAGUGCCUGCACCACAAGAAGGAGGCGGCCCGCACCCUCGCCCUCCAAGCCGCGUACCGCAAGGCCGAAGCAAACAUAAAGCGCGACGACGCGCCCUCGGCAGGCGAAAUACGACGAUUAGGGGUGCUGGACGCGCCGCUGGAGGAGAAGAACCUCAAAGCGAGCAAGUGGUUCCCGCACAAGGAGAUCAACUAGAACCCAGCGCGCCAGCUUUGCGAGAACAAUGAGACUAUGGGAAGCCGAGUCGAGAGCGUGUCGUGCUGUGUAUACCAAUCACACGAACCGAGUGGCAGGUGUGCAGAAGUAGAAUCAGGGGACGGGAGAUGAAUAUGCAAA
Molecule: messenger RNA, 523 nt
Organism: Boeremia exigua
Lineage: Eukaryota; Fungi; Ascomycota; Dothideomycetes; Pleosporales; Didymellaceae
Product: NADH:ubiquinone oxidoreductase 11.5kD subunit
Exons: 3
Coding region: 44-382 (112 amino acids)
Biological process (GO): mitochondrial respiratory chain complex I assembly
Source: RefSeq, a predicted model, not a curated record